Molecule: messenger RNA, 1908 nt
Organism: Portunus trituberculatus (swimming crab)
Lineage: Eukaryota; Metazoa; Arthropoda; Malacostraca; Decapoda; Portunidae
Exons: 1
Coding region: 1-1908 (635 amino acids)
Biological process (GO): DNA integration
Molecular function (GO): nucleic acid binding
Source: RefSeq, a predicted model, not a curated record
AUGGUAGGCGUCACCCUCAAACCAGAGAAGUUCAUGUUCUGCUGCAAGGAGGUGGAGUUUGUCGGCUUUCACGUUGGUUGGGAAGCAUACAAGCCCACCGAGGACCGUCUCUCAGCAAUAAGGCACUUCACAAUGCCUGGCCAGCCCACCAUCACCGACGUGAGGUCACUGUUUGGAUUUGUCAACCAGCUGGCACCCUUUCUGGCCACCGCCCCCAUCAUGGAGCCGUUUAGAGACCUCCUGAAGAAGCCAACAGGACGGAAAGUAUACUGGGACGAGCAGCUGCAGCAGAAGCUGGAGCAGGCGAAGGAGACCAUCUGUGAGCUGGCCAAGGACGGUCUGGCUUUCUACGACCGCACUAGGCCGACGGCUGCCAUCACAGACUGGAGCAGAGAGGGCAUAGGCUUCGUCAUCUUGCAACAGCACUGCUCCUGCGUGUCGCCUGAGGCCCCACUCUGCUGCAAGGGGGGCUGGCGCCUGGCUCUCUGUGGUAGCCGCCACUUAACUCCAGCUGAACAAGGGUACGCGCCCAUAGAAGGUGAGGCACUGGCAGUCGCAUACUGCCUCCACAAGGCCCGCCUCUUCCUUCUAGGCUGCCCCAAUCUUAUUCUGGUGACUGAUCACCGUCCUCUGGUGGGCCUGUUGGGUGAUAAAGCGCUCACGGAUGUCGCCAACCCAAGGCUGUUCAGGCUGAAGGAGCGGACGCUGCAAUUCAAGUUCACGAUCCGCUACCUGCCGGGAAAGAAGAAUUGCGCGGCAGACUUUCUAUCUAGGCACCCAUCUAUGAAGGCAGCCCCUGGUGCCCUGGAGGAGGAACAGGAUGAGGAGAUGUCAGUAGCCAUGGCCGUCGCCACCGUUGCUGCACUAGAACUGCAAGACAACCUCACCCUCGACGAGGACAUGGUGCUACAGGCGUCAAGGAACGAUCCCGUGUACCAACUACUGCUGGCCAGGGUGCUGGCAGGUGACUGGCACCCACAGAGGUCCCAGGAGCUGGCAUGCCUGCGCCCCUUCUACAGCAUCAGGGAGAGGCUGGGGGUGUCGCGAGGCCUGGUGACGUAUGCCUUCCACAGCAACCAUCCUCGCCUGGUGAUUCCGGACCUCCUACGCAAGCAGGUUGCAGCCCACCUCCACGCAGGCCACCAGGGCAUAGACUCGAUGCUCAGGAGAGCACGACAGGCAGUAUACUGGCCUGGCAUUGAGGGAGACCUGAGGCACUAUCACACUAACUGUGACACGUGCAACACACACGCCCCCUCCCAACCCCCUGAGCCUCUUCUCUUCACUCUGCCCCCUGACUAUCCCUUUCAGCAGACUGUGGUGGAUUUGUUUCAGCUGGAGGGGCAUGACUACAUUGUCUACACAGAUAGGCUGACGGGUUGGCUGGAGGUGCCUCACCUGCCUGAUGGCACAGAAUCAGGCAGAGUUAAGGACGUGCUGCGUCACCACUUCUCGAGAUGGGGUGCCCCAGAGCAGCUCUCCAUGGACGGAGGCACCAAUCUGGGGAGUGAGGAGAUGAAGAGCUUCCUCCAGAAGUGGGGGGUAGGUGUUCGGGUGUCCUCGGCGCACUUCCCACAGUCAAACGGAAGGGCAGAGGUGGCCGUGAAGUCUGCCAAGAGAAUACUACGGGGAAACGUUGGAGCUGAUGGCAAUCUUGACAACGAUAAGAUCUCUCUCGCUCUGCUCCAGUACCUUAACACACCUCUAUGGGGCAUCAAUAGGUCACCAGCUCAGCUAGCAACAGGCCGCCAGCUACGGGAUGGAGUACCAUCAGUGAAAAGGAAACUCGAGGUUGACAAGUUUUGGGGAAUGACGCUGUGGCAGCGAGAACGUCAGAUGGCGCACCACCACGACAGAGUGGUGGCUGACAGGAGCGUCACACGCUCCCGCGCCCCUUGCGCCUGGUGA